This is a messenger RNA of Peromyscus eremicus (cactus mouse), 1359 nucleotides long. It is a transcript of the gene Tubb1, whose product is annotated as tubulin beta 1 class VI. The coding region runs from base 1 to 1359 and encodes 452 amino acids. Gene Ontology annotation, molecular function: GTP binding; GTPase activity; structural constituent of cytoskeleton. The transcript has 4 exons. Gene Ontology annotation, cellular component: cytoplasm; microtubule. NCBI's taxonomy places the organism in Eukaryota, Metazoa, Chordata, Mammalia, Rodentia, Cricetidae. Gene Ontology annotation, biological process: mitotic cell cycle; microtubule cytoskeleton organization. The record is from RefSeq and is a predicted model, not a curated record.
AUGCGAGAAAUCGUGCACAUUCAGAUUGGCCAGUGUGGCAACCAAAUCGGAUCCAAGUUCUGGGAGGUGAUCGGAGAAGAACAUGGAAUUGACUGUGCUGGGAGCAACCUCAGGGCUUCUGCUCUGCAACUGGAGAGGAUCAGCGUGUACUACAACGAAGCCUACGGUAAGAAGUACGUGCCCCGAGCUGUCCUUGUGGACCUGGAACCCGGGACGAUGGACAGCAUCCGAUCCAGCAGAUUAGGAGCUCUCUUUCAGCCUGACAAUUUUGUUCAUGGUAACUCAGGAGCUGGUAACAACUGGGCCAAGGGUCACUACACAGAGGGAGCAGAGCUGAUCGAGAAUGUCAUGGAUGUGGUGAGGAGAGAGAGUGAGAGCUGUGACUGCCUGCAGGGUUUCCAGAUCGUGCACUCUCUGGGUGGGGGCACUGGCUCAGGCAUGGGCACCUUGCUCAUGAACAAGAUCAGAGAGGAAUACCCAGAUCGGAUCCUGAAUUCCUUUAGCGUCAUGCCAUCCCCCAAGGUGUCGGACACGGUGGUAGAGCCCUACAACGCUGUGCUGUCCAUUCACCAGCUGAUUGAGAACACAGAUGCCUGUUUCUGCAUUGACAAUGAGGCACUCUAUGACAUUUGCUUCCGCACCCUGAGGCUGACGACACCCACCUAUGGGGAUCUCAACCACCUAGUGUCCUUGACCAUGAGUGGCAUCACUACCUCCCUACGCUUUCCUGGUCAGCUCAAUGCAGACCUGCGCAAGCUGGCAGUGAAUAUGGUGCCCUUUCCUCGUCUUCAUUUCUUCAUGCCUGGCUUCGCUCCACUCACGGCCCAGGGUAGCCAGCAGUACCGAGCCCUCUCAGUGGCUGAGCUCACCCAACAGAUGUUUGAUGCCCGCAACAUCAUGGCUGCCUGUGACCCUCGCCGUGGGCGCUACCUGACUGUGGCCUGCAUCUUCCGGGGUAAGAUGUCCACUAAGGAAGUGGACCAACAGCUGCUAUCUGUGCAGACAAGGAACAGCACCUGCUUCGUGGAAUGGAUUCCCAACAAUGUCAAGGUGGCCGUGUGUGACAUCCCACCCCGGGGGCUGAACAUGGCAGCCACCUUCCUAGGUAACAAUACAGCCAUCCAAGAGCUCUUCACCAGGGUCUCCGAGCACUUCUCAGCCAUGUUCAGAAGGAGAGCCUUUGUGCACUGGUACACCAGCGAAGGGAUGGACGUAAGUGAAUUUGGGGAAGCUGAGGGUGACAUCCACGACCUGGUGUCUGAGUACCAACAAUUUCAAGAUGUCAAAGCAGAGCUGGAGGGAGGUGAAGAGGACAGGGAAGAGGAGGCAGAAACGGAGACAGAAGAUAAAGAACAUUAG